This is a messenger RNA of Anastrepha ludens (Mexican fruit fly), 3134 nucleotides long. RefSeq lists its product as uncharacterized. Lineage: Eukaryota; Metazoa; Arthropoda; Insecta; Diptera; Tephritidae. Bases 265 to 2043 code for a protein of 592 amino acids. The record is from RefSeq and is a predicted model, not a curated record. The transcript has 8 exons.
AGAUUGUCGACGCGAAUGCGUGUAUUGCUCGCAACGAAACCGGUCGAACACUGCUAUAUACAUACUCUCGCCAUAGCCGCCGCCGCCGCCGCAUACAAACACCAAAUCAACAUUGCCAUCAGUGCCAAAAGGAAAGCAAUACCAACGUACUAUACCGAUACAUACAACGGAGCAUUUUGUGCUAUUAACACCAACAACUGAACUCAAACAAUUGAAGAACGGUGAAGAGCAAAGCAUUAUUGGUGGCACGAAAAAAUAGAAAGGAUGCAGUACUCAACGAGCUCGGAAAACUACUCAUCAACAGUGAGAGGCGAUUCGCCCUCAAAGUGGGGUAACAAGGAAGAUAAAGGUUACGUGUAUAAGAAGUCAUCCUAUCAAUAUUCCAAUUCAGGCAAUAAUAACAUAACCAGCAUGAAUAAGUCACUGGAUACAAAUAUUGAUCAGUUGGAUGCUUUGUUGGAAGAUUUGAAAAAUGAACGAGAAAUCACAAAAGAUAAAGAUAUUUUAUCAACUUCUGCGAAUUAUAAGACAAUGGAACGGGAACGCACUGAACCGAUUGGUACCGUUACAAAAACCACACGUGUCGUAAAAUCGUCUCAGCGGUCAGUGCCACAUGCGGUGAAGGAUGAAAUUGAUAGCUUCUCGACAUCGGAGUAUAACACACUAAGAUCGAAUGGUUAUCCCAAUAUCCAGCAAGACUAUCAAUCGAAUGAGAAGCUCUAUGGAUCUAGCAACAUCUAUGAGUCUAGAAACAAAGUGUACGAAAGCAAUCGUGUUAUUGAUAGUACUGAACUGAUUCCUUCUACGUCAACCACAACAACAACAACCCAAUUAGAGAAAGAUCUUCAAAAUCUGCCAUUGACGGAGGAUAUUUUACCGGUACCCGGCACGAAGGUUACCACCACAGUGCGUACCUACACAUACGAAGUACCUGCCACAGGUACACUUAGUCGCACUCCGUUAACUUCAAGUACGCGCUAUAAUACAAUUCAACGUAACGAAAUGAAUAGUUCCACGCUUCAAUCUAGUCCUCAUACAACCCACAUAACUCCAGUGGUGCCUCCAACUGUUAUUUAUAACACGGAAAGCUAUUCCUUAAAUAAUAGGUCCAAUGAUCGGCCCAUUACUUCCAAUCAAAUUUAUGAAGUACGCGAGCAUCGUGAAACUAACACUUUGCAAAACAACUUGCCACAACAACAACCACGCAGCCCUCCAACAAGUGGCUCCAACAAAACUAUUAUUUACAAAGUCAACAAAACUGAAAAUAUUCAUACGGGUCCAGAAUACAAUCAUCCUGAUUAUCCCAUACAACAAUAUUUGCCACAAAAUGGACCGUAUGGUCCUCCGCAGGAUAGCUAUGAACCCGGACCAUCAGCAACAAGAUAUAUUUAUAAAGAGUCAUCCAAUACCGUGAAUACUAUUCACGGUACGCCUGGUGGCCCCCCAAAUUCUCACCCAGGAUAUUUACCACCAGCACAUCCUCCACACAAACCAGCGUCACCCAGUGACAAUGGCUAUCCUCCACAUGGACCUACAAGUACUUCCCACGUCACCUAUAAGUACUCAUCUUCAUCUAAAACAAAUAGACAUCAGGGGCCAAGCAGCCCAUAUGGUUCACCACCAACAGCCAGUCAACCAGCACCAUUCCCUGUUGACGGAGUCGAGUAUCCAGUAAAUUCCAGUCCCCCACAAAAAGUCGAUGACCUUAUGCAGUCUUUUGGACAAGUUGAUUCAGUGGAUAGAACUGACCUUUCUACGCCACGAAAAAGAGAGAUUGAAACUGCUGUGGCAACUCCCAAUCAGUAUAUCCCUACAGUAAAUAAGGCAGGCAAAGAGGUGUAUUAUCCACCGGGGCACGAGAUGAUGAUAACAAAACGCGAAGAAAUGGCAGCAGGAUCAGCGGCUGGGGGACGUUGGGCCAAAGGAUCUGGGAUGUAUGAGUACGAGUCUGGCUCCAGGUCUAAAUCUAAAAGUAAACAAGGAGGUGCCGUGGUUCCAAUUUGUCUACCACUUUGCUGUGCUAUGCCUUGUUCCAUAAUGUAAACCGAAAUGCAAAUAAUAAUUUAUUGAAAUUAAUUCUCGAAUGUACAUAAAUGUAGACUUAACACUAAUAUUUAAUAAUAUUCUAUAUUAUAACGCAACCAAAUCGAAUAGUUGCUAAAUGUUUGAAACACACUUUGGAAAAGCCGUGUAAAAUUAUUUGUAUAUAACUUAUUUGUCUGCUUGUUUACUGAAAUACACAUAUAUAUACAGAUACAUUUUUAUGCAUGUAUGUAUAUAUGUUAUAUUUGUACACAAGCAUAUAUUUUAAAUUUGUACAUAUAUGGCAAAACAUAUCAAAUAUGACUGCCUCUGGUCAUCGUUUAAUAAGAAUGCGAUAUUUCAGCUGAACUACUUGUUUUCUAAUAAAAUGUAUGUAAAAAAACUCACUCCAAGAAAAUCGAAAAAAUAUGCAUUCGUGAAAAUACUCAAUUGCCUAUUAACUUUUUUUAAUAUUUUUGUUUAAGGCCAUUUCAAGGACAAAAUAAUCGAUUCUAUAGAGAUUAAACCGAAUAUUAAAAUGUCGUAUAAUAAAUUGUAAGCGUAAAUUACUUACAAGUAAGCACACGUACAUACAUACCUACACGCACCCAUAUAUGGUCAUAUAUGAGACCACAUCUGAAUAUUUCCUUUUUUUUACUUUUUACGUCGAAAAUCAGUAGCAAAAACAAUAAAUUUGGAAGAACUCACAUUUCUGCUGCUGAGAGGUUAUAAACGAACUUUGUGAAAGUAUUCUUUUUAAAAUAAUACAAAAUUAAACUACUACGAAUAUACAGAAAACAAACAAAUCAAAUGUUACAACCCCCACACCUACCUAAAAUUAAAUUAUUUUACCAACUAAGGCGAAAUAUUGCGUCUACAAAUUAACUUGAAGGUACGCAGUUGAUGUCAAAAAGGUGUGUGUUUUUUUUCAUGAUUUGCAUGAAAAAUACAUACUUAUGUGUGUAUUUGUAUUUGUAUGUAUUUAUAAAACUACUUGCGCUUUAGUAUUAACCUAAAUAUUAAUAGUUUUUAACCGAAUGCGAAUCAAAGUAAAUUUAUAUGUAUUCUUAUUAACACAGUGAAAAUGAAUAAUAAAAAACACUCUAACGGUA